Messenger RNA from Effrenium voratum, 3499 nucleotides. The record is from the annotation of a GenBank genome assembly. Lineage: Eukaryota; Dinophyceae; Suessiales; Symbiodiniaceae.
GUCUGAAGCCUCCGGGCGGAACCUGGCCAUGGCGGUCUGGGGCUUUGCUGCUGCAGGCUCCCGUGAUGUGCCGCUGCUGUCCGCCACCUGCGGCAGCUUGGAACAGCUCUCGAUUCAGGACCUGGUCAACAGAGGCCGGGCCCGUGGCACCUCGCAGCACUGGGCCCCCGAGCUCGGCAGGGCGCUGGCGCUCGCCAAGGUUUGGGAGUGCGACAGUCAGCACCUCUCGAACAUCGCCUGAAGACGCGCCACCGUGCAGCUCAUCGACAAACCGGUCCUGCAGGCUGCUGCGGCAGAGCGACGGGAUGCGGGGUGUCAGGACCCGGCCAAUGCUUAGGCCUUCGCAGCUACGGCGUUUCUGGGCCGUCCUCUCAUGGAGUUCACCUGCCAGACUGCGCAGCGGAAGAUGGCGGAGCUUCAGCCGCGAGAGAUGAGCAACCUGGUGCAGAGGCUCACCAAGUCAGACCUGGCUGGCUUGCCUUCACUGCGAGCCGCCGACGCGCGCUUUUGCCAGGUGCAGGUCGACGAUUUUCAGAACACUUCCAACGGUGUUUGAAGGCCCGCGCACUUGGGUGUGGUCGCGCCGCUGUUCUCAGCAGCAGUGGCUUUUGCGGCAACUGCUGCAGGUGGCAAGCCACAAAGCCCGGCCAACACGCUACGAAGCUUCGCUGCGGCCAAGGCGGAGGCCCAGCCGAUUUCUGCUGCACUGAGGCCACGCAUCAUGGGCAAUUUGUCAGAGUUCGAGCACCAGAGCCUGUCCAACAGCUUGCGGGCUCCCGCCACCUGCGCAGCGGAAGGCAUGGGUCUCUUCGAGGCACUCACUAGCCAGGCGCUGCUUCUCGUGAGCUUCUUUUCGCACUAGGACCUCGCGAACUGUGCCCGGGCGCCAGGCACCUUGUCAGUCUUUCAGCCAUUGUCGGAGGCCAUUGCAGAAAAGGCGCUGCCGGAGGUGGAUGACAUGAACCAGCAAGGCCCUGCCAACCUGGCGCGAACUUUCACCACGUCGGCCGCCGUGGCUUCGCCGACCUGGGCGGCGCUGGCCCGAAGUGCUGAGAGGAAGGCGCUGGAGCUCGUCCCGCAGGGCCUCUCCAACUUGGUUCGGGGCCCGGCCACGGCAGACACCUUUGGCGCGCCCGCCUUCGCUGCGACCUCCGAAGCCUCGCUGUUGCAUGUCCAUGAACUUCACCACCAGGAGCUCAGCAACAUUGCGCAGGGUCUUGGGUAUGUUCGGAGUGGUGGUGAGUUGACCCCAGAGCUCACGAGGAGCGCUCGCGAGCACGGGCAGCAGCAGGACAGUCGCAGGGGCUGCUGGCCUCGGCACUGGCCAGCGCCGGAUGGGCGCGGCUUCACGUCGCUGGGCUUCCCAGAGCCGGAGGUGGUGCUCAACGUGCCUGGACUGAUUGUUUUGCUGAAGCCUCCGGGCUGGGAGACGGACGUCUAUGACGUGGCCCGGUUCGGCGACAUUUCCCCGGUGGCGCGCUGCCACCUGCUGUCGUCCUUCCUGGCGAAGCAUUGCACGGAGGCAGACUUCCCGAUCUGCCGCGAUGCCAGCUUUGGGUUUGGCUUCAUCCACCGGUUGGACCAAAUGAGCUCUGGCCUGGUUCUAGCAGCCAACAGCUUCGAGUCCCACGCGGUGCUGCAGUUCCAGAUGUCCAGCUAUCAGAUCAGCAGGGUCGGUCGUCCCUUCCUUUUGGAAGUCACCGAAGGCCUUUGGAGGGAGCAACUGGUCUUCCAGAAUUCCCUGGUAAGGAGCGCGAUGCUCCAUGGACCGAUGCACCAGGCACGGCUGAGCUUGCCAGGCCUGGAUAUAGCAAUCGAGGAGUUGGCCGAGCUGAGAGCGCUCGACAGCCGUCGACUCCAGUACAUUACCACUCUGGAGGACAUGCCGCUUCCUGACAAUCAUGUGCUCUACAUGGUGGAGGGAGCCACGGCUACCUCCUGGACCUGCAGUAGUUUCUGUACAGCCAUAGAGGGCGCCCACGCGGGCGCGAAUUACACCACCCUGGAAAUCAAGAUCCCAGGAGGCACCUUCCAAUUCAGCGACCAAGUGCACCAUGCCGCGAGGCUCAAGGUGGUGGACAACACCUUGACAGAGCCCCAGGCAAGAAACGGCCAAUGCGAAGCUGGACAGCCCCUGGUAGCCGAAGGCUCCGAGGUGGACUGGUCUUGGGGCAUGGCGUUGGGGUCAGCGACCACCGUGGACGGCCCAGACACCCUGCGAGCCGACGACACGCUGGUUUUUAGGAUGGGUGGGGACUACCGCCUUUGCUACUCCGCCAACGGCACCUUCGGCCUGCUGCAGGCGGACAUCACGCGGCAGCGGAUAGAAGUGAACGGCGUUUUCGACCGCUCAGAUAGCUGCACGAGCAACGACUGCCUGAGUCGUCGCAUGUAUCAGUGCUACAUGCGGCGGGAGGAAUUCAACACUGCAGAUGGAAAGUACGGAUUGCAGAGCUCCUGCGUGGUGGACUAUUCCUAUCCUGGAGCUGGAUUUUAUGGACCCGUAGGUAGAGGUAGCUGGACAGCGGAGUUUCUGGCCACCUACGAGCAGGGUGCGGUGACCGGCGUGCAGGUGCAGCCCUGCGCCUUCUCGGAGCCUGCGGCCUUCAUCUGCCGCGAUGGCGGCGCGUGCGAGGCGGGCGAUCCCUACAUCUUGCCAGAUGAAUCGGUCUCUUCCAGGAGGAUCAACAUCCCCACCACUCGAAAUGACCUCUUUGGCAACGCCUUCGGCAGUACAACCACCUACAAAGCUCGCACUGUGGCUGCUUGCUACUGCCCAGAUAGGGACGGGUGCAUGGCGACCACGGAUUUCAUCCAGCAGAUUGGCAUCCUCCAUUUCUACCUGAGCAAGGUCUGCCACGCGAGCGGAGACUGCACAGAAGAUUUCACCGGUGUCACUGGCCAGUAUCGCUUUCGAAUUCGUGUGGAGUGCCCCACAGAUGCGUGCAUGAUGAAUGACCAGAAUCGCAUGAAGUUGGUGGAGAAGACCCUCUCCAAUGACCUGCCCUCCUGGGACACCGGCAAUGGCUGUCGGACCGGGCUGCAUGGGAUGGUCGGCGGACUUCAGGUCCUGCCGACCACCAGCUACGUCCCCAUCGAUGGGUCCCCGACCGGUGUGCUCAAUGAGCUCAAUUGCGACCCAGGCUCUCCGGUCGGCUGCCGUCUCACCGGGGGCUCGCGCCAAGACUACAAGGUCUUCGGCGGCGCGUACGGCUUCCGAUUCAUGAUGGGCACGACGGACCAUGAGGCACGCGGGUUUCACACCUCAAAAGAGGUCGACGUGUGUUAUUGCAAUGGCGACUGCAACACUGGAGCCAACUGGUUCAAAGUGGGCAGCAUGAGACUGAGCUCCACGCGCCUCGUGAGCGCUGCAACCUCGAGGUCGGACCUUCCGGCACAGUGGAGUCUGGAAUUUGUGAACCAGCCGGGCAUCAUCGGGCUUUACAGGCCAUACGCCGAUGGAGGCGUUCUCGGGCUCCAGGAGAGAACAGCCUCCUGA